AUGGUGGAAGAGCUGGGCCUGCCCUGCACCAAUUGCAGUACUCAAAAGAGUGGGCCUCACACCUUGGCUGAGCAACACAGCAGAGAUGACCCUGGUGAUGUGAGUGAGCUGCCCCCUCCCCCAGGGCAUGAGAACAGUACAACUGGCUCUGCCCUUGCUGCCUGCUGCAUCAGAGCUAGCCGGGGCAAUGCUGGAGAAAUCACCCUGGUGGUUGACCCCCAAGAGGGAUGUGAAGUGAACUUGGUGUUUAGCACAGAGCGCUACAACCCGGAGGAGGAAGACGAAGAACAUCUGGGCAAAUGUUCUGCAAGGGUAUUUUUCAAGAAUCAAAAACCCAAACCAGCCAUUAAUGUCACCUGCAUGGGGCUCACUGAGAAAAUGAAGAGACAAGCAAGAGAUUAUCUGCUUUACAAGCAACUGAAGCAAUUGAAGAAUCCUCUGGACGUCAUCCGCAUACCUGAUAGUCAUGGACAGAUUGAUCCCUCACUGAGACCCCUCUGGGACCUGGCUUUUCUCGGCAGCUCCUAUGUGAUGUGGGAAAAGACAACACAGUUUCUGAACUACUACUUGAUCCAGAUCAGUAGCGUGAAGCAGUUGAAAACUAAUGAUGAUGGCAUUGACUUUGAUUUCACUGUUCUACUUCAUGAAUUUUCAACACAGGAAAUCAUUCCCUGUAGGAUCCACUUGUUCUGGUACCCUGGCAAACCAUUAAAAGUACAGUACCACUGUCAAGAGCUGCAGAGCCCAGAAGAAGCCUCCGGAACUGAUGAAGCGUCAGCCAUGGCACCAACAGAGCUCAGUAAUUUCUAAAGAGAAAAAGACUUGCUUCUACUGUACUCCAAACAAGACGACUCCACUGGCUUACUUCAUCACUGCUGUAUAAAAGCAAA
Messenger RNA from Cricetulus griseus (Chinese hamster), 890 nucleotides. The record is from RefSeq and is a predicted model, not a curated record. NCBI's taxonomy places the organism in Eukaryota, Metazoa, Chordata, Mammalia, Rodentia, Cricetidae.